AUGGUUCGGUUGCCGUGUUGUGAGAAAGUUGGGCUGAAGAAAGGGCCAUGGACUCCUGAAGAGGACCAGAAGCUCUUGGCUCACAUUGAGAAGCACGGCCAUGGAAGCUGGCGAGCCCUCCCACUCAGAGCUGGCCUCCAAAGAUGUGGCAAGAGCUGUAGGCUGAGGUGGACCAACUACCUGAGACCAGACAUCAAAAGAGGAAAGUUCAGUCUCCAAGAAGAGCAAACAAUCAUCCAACUACAUGCUCUUCUCGGAAACAGGUGGGCAGCUAUUGCAACCCAUUUGGACAAGAGAACAGACAACGAGAUAAAAAACCACUGGAACACUCACCUGAGGAAGAGGCUGGAGAGGAUGGGAAUCGACCCAACCACCCACAAGCCCAGGAAUGGCCGCUACAACACCUCCAAAGAAGCCGCCACCCUGAGCCACAUGGCACAGUGGGAGAGCGCCCGCCUCGAAGCCGAGGCCAGGCUGGUCCGUCAAUCCAACCCAGCCGCACACAACAAACCACCACCUCUUCGUUCGACAACAUUCUCAAACAGCAGCAGACCGCGAUGUCUGGACGUGCUCAGAGCAUGGCAAGGCCUAGUCGCCGCCGACAAGGGCCCCUCCCUCGAGUCCCCUACCUCCAUUCUCAACUUCCCGCCGCCGCCAGCUGCUACUACGGUUAUUGCUAGUGCUCAUUCAAACGUGGACGAGCUCAUAAUGCCGUGUGGCAUUGUUUGGAGCCCCAUGGUUCCUAGUUAUGAAGGGGAGGGUGAGUCAAUGGGGAACAUGGGCGGAGGAGGGAUUUCAGACGUGGUAUUGGGUGUUGUGUCUAAAAGUUCUGGUCACCAGAACCUACGACCGCCGACGAUGUUGCCGGUUGCCGGAGAUGACAAUGCAACCUUUGGUGACGUGGGAGGGAGCAUUGAGGGCGAGAGCACUAGUAGUUACUGGAACGGCUUGCUUAAUAGUUUAGUCUACGAUGAUGAUGCUUCUUCACCUAGCGGCCACGGCCACCAUGGUUUUUGA
Molecule: messenger RNA, 1017 nt
Organism: Linum tenue
Lineage: Eukaryota; Viridiplantae; Streptophyta; Magnoliopsida; Malpighiales; Linaceae
Source: the annotation of a GenBank genome assembly